This is a messenger RNA of Mesocestoides corti, 1746 nucleotides long. The record is from the annotation of a GenBank genome assembly. NCBI's taxonomy places the organism in Eukaryota, Metazoa, Platyhelminthes, Cestoda, Cyclophyllidea, Mesocestoididae.
AUGUUAUCGACUUCAGAAUGACCCAUUCCUACGUUGUAUCGGGCGCGUUAUCAGCAGGAAUUUGAUUAUUUGAGGUGGAUCGGCGGAGGUGCUUCCUCCAGUGUAUAUAGCGCUAUGCACCGUCUUGAUGGGCGAAUGUAUGCGUUGAAAUUAAUUCGUAAUAUAUCCUCUACGAAAUCGCUAUCCCGUCUUCCUUUAUCAUUCCUUGCAAUUGUCUAUUUAUUGAAUAUUUUCUGUUGCUCUCAGAAACGCGCUAAAAAUGAAGUCGAUGUUCUGGCUUUGUUGGAUCAUCCGAAUGUGGUUCGAUAUUUCAGCUGUUGGAUAGAAGCAGAAGAUAUUUCAAGCCCUAUUAGACCACUUUCGCCGUCCGGUCAUUGUUCAGAGUCAUCCAGUGAAACCAGCCAAUCCACUGCACCCUCGUCAUCACCUGAGGUCUCCUGGGCUUCGCGUAGUGGCGGCGACGGCGGCGGUGGUGGUGUCAGUGUAGCCCCACCUUCCCUCCCUCAUUCUGGCGAUGACAGUAGCAGUGACGAAAGCAGCUCUGAGAGCAGCAGUGACGACGACGUCGAGGCUAACGGUGACCGCGCUCUUGCCGUUCUUCCGAACUGCGCCACAAAGAUUCCGCCGACGCAAUUAAUGCCCCAGCCACUGACGCUGUUCAUUCAAAUGGAGCUGUGUCGUUACACCUUGGCCGAUUGGCUGAACUGGCGCAACAGCCUCCCCACGCCUCAACCCGUUUCUGACGAAGGCAGCAGCAGCAAGGCUGUCGGACUACUGCACUCCUAUCCCUGGAGCAGCGUGGAUCGUGCCGAGGUUCGCUGGCUUUUCGACCAGACCGUCAAGGGUGUCCACUAUUUGCACUUGCAAGGCAUCAUUCACCGUGAUAUCAAGGUACGUGCCUGUGUCAACAUUGUCAGGAUGUACCCCUCUACUGCUUGCAGUUCUGUCCCAGCCAACAUAUUCAUUCAAGGGCCUCCAAAGAUGUCCAGUCCUGUUAACGCAGGCGAUGGCGUUGCCGCGUGCUCGGCAGCCGAGGGAGUCGACUGCCAGCGGUCCUGGUGUUACCACCAGCUACGCGUGAAAAUCGGUGACUUUGGUCUCUCAACUCUGCUCGAGAGAUGCCUCAUGGACGAGUCUGGCGACGACUUCUCCCAUUCGACGUCGCCACCCGGUCCUAUAAUCGAAGAACUACCCAAAACCGGACCUGUAUCCUCAGAUACCAUCUUGGACGCUCCUCCCAAAACCGUCGCCACCACCACCACCACCACUCUCUCCGGGCCGCUGUUUCUUCUCACGGGCAAUUUGGGCACCGUUAUUUACACCGCGCCCGAAGCUGACGUGUACAGUCUGGGGGUUGUUCUCUUUCAACUCCUCUACCCCUGCCGGACUCAGUCGGAAUUCAUUUUCCUGAUCGACCAAAUUCGGCGGCAUCCGCCAUCCGCAGAUGUUCUACCUCGGGAACUCACCCUAGGCUGGCCUCUGGAGUCAAAACUGCUAAGAAUGAUGCUGAGUUCACAACCUUCAGACCGACCCGAUUUGGGAGAAAUUCUCUCAGAGCUUUCAUCAACAUCUGAGGUCAUCAUCAGUACUCGGCGCUCCACGGCAGAUGACCAGCUGAUGGGAAGCAGGCCGCACUCUUUUCUGGUUGACCAGCUGCUUUAUAGGAAUAGACGUCUGGAGGAGGAAAAUGCUGAGCUCAAACGACGACUCGGGUUGGGCGACAGGCCCUUAAAAGAACGCCACUAA